Cutaneotrichosporon oleaginosum is the source of this 1389-nucleotide messenger RNA. RefSeq lists its product as uncharacterized. Gene Ontology annotation, molecular function: RNA polymerase II cis-regulatory region sequence-specific DNA binding; protein dimerization activity; DNA-binding transcription factor activity, RNA polymerase II-specific. NCBI's taxonomy places the organism in Eukaryota, Fungi, Basidiomycota, Tremellomycetes, Trichosporonales, Trichosporonaceae. Gene Ontology annotation, biological process: positive regulation of transcription by RNA polymerase II. The record is from RefSeq and is a predicted model, not a curated record.
CACCCUUCUCCUCCAUCUCGCUCUUUCUUCUCUCUCUCUCCUCUCUCUCUCUCCUCUCUCCGAUCCAUCGCACUCGUCGCCUGCUGCGCUCAACUCCGACACAAGUCGCCAUACAUUCAUCGCCAAGAUUCUUGGCUUCUAUUCCAGCAUCCUCGUCUCAUCCCAUCCAGAUCACCAUCCCCGCCCAAGUGUCAUCCCCGGCCUAGCCCCCGUCGCUUCGCCGCUGCCAAGCCCACACUUUCGACACCCCGCUCUAUCUCUGGAUCUCGGACACUACCCAAGAACCGACGGUAGACGAUAAGACAAUGGGCCGCAAGAAGAUUGAGAUCAAGCCGCUCACGGACGAGCGCAACCGCAAUGUCACCUUCCUCAAGCGAAAGGCCGGUCUCAUGAAGAAGGCGUACGAGCUAUCCGUUCUUUGCGGCGUUUCAGUCUCGAUCCUCAUAUUCGGCGCGAAUGGCAAGCCUUACGAAUUCUGCAGCGCCGACUUUGACACCGAGGUUGACAGGUACUACGACUAUGAAGGGACUAUUGAGCGUCGCCGCGCCGCCGAGUUCGAAGCCAUGGCCCUCGCUGGCGAGGACGGCAGCGACGACGAGGACGCGCCAGGCAAGAAACCCACUGUCGGCAAGAGCCUGAAGGGCAAGGAAAGCUACAAGGCACGCCGCCGUGCGCCGGACCGUGAGCGUGAGCGCCGCCGCCGCAGUUAUCGCGAGACGGAAGGAAGCUUUGUCGGCUCGCUCGUCGAGGAGGCGCCCGAGCGCCCAGAGUCGCCCACUACUGCGUCGCUAAGCUAUGCCAUGGGCCUGCACCAGGCGCCGCCGCCCCAGCCCACCGCGCCCGCAUGGCAGCAGUACCGCCCGCAGCCCUUCAUGCCGAUGAAUGGGCCCGCGUUCAUGCCCAGCCCAUCGAUCAACGGCGGCAACGGCGGCUGGGACAGCUCGAUGCUGACCACCUACGCGUGGCUGCAGAUUCAGCAGGCACAUCAGGAGCAGAAGCGGGUGCUGCUUGAGAAACAGCAGCAUCAGCUGUUUGAACUCACGAGCCGAAGCGGCGGGCACGCUUUCGUUCGAGACAUGCUCGGUGCAGGUGUCGGUGGGGGCGGUAGCAGCGGGACGGGCAGCAGUUCGUCCAACUCGCAGGAGUUUGUAUGGCCUACUACCACGGACGCAGGGAACGGAACGUACGGCGUAUCGACGCCGCCUGACGAGGACCUCAUUUGGGCGUUGAGCGGUGGAAUGGGCGGCGCAGGGCCGAGCACGGCGCCCCCUGUAGGACCAGGACCGAGCGUCCCGUCUGUGCCGAGCAACAUGCCCUCGUGGCGUGUCGACCCGCCACGGUCUGACGACCGAGCAGCGAAGCGCAUGCGACCAUCUCCCCCCCCCCCCC